CCCAGGAGAAGACGCUUUACAUAGUAUAUAUACAGGCGACACCGUAACACUCAAUUGCCCUACAGACCAAACAACCAACGCAAGAUGGUCAUAUAUGAAGGACAGCAUGGAAUAUAUUUUAUCAAUUGGAUUGCAUUUAUCUAUAGAGGCUUUUCGUUUUGAUGUUUCCUACACGACCCAUCUAAAGCAAGUAAUAUCUUUAAGGAUAUUUAAUAUCACUUGGAAAGAACAAACUAUAUACAAUUGUUAUUAUGGUUUGCGAAAUGGAUCAUAUGUUCAUUAUACGUACAGCAUACAAUUAGCAAAUGUAACCAAUUCGUUGAUAAAGAAGCAACAUGGAACAGUUUGUUGUGUAGUGAAGGGCCAUAAUAUAAAGACUGCCAAUUACUUAUGGGAACAGCGCACAUUAUUUGAUGAACACGUUCGGUUUAUUUACAAUUUUAAUAUAAAUGACUCAGAAAAACAACAAGACAAACCUCCGCAUCUUGAUAACGACAGUCAACUGAUGUCUUGCAUGAAAUUCCACAAACCUGGCAUUUUAGCGUAUAACAUAGGAGGAACAUACAUAUGUACUGCGCAACUUUUCCUUUAUGGUAGGAGGCAGAUGAUAAGUAGAACUACAUCUUUAAAGAUAGAAAAUAUACAAGAUCGACCAUUGUGUAUAAAUGACAUCAAAAGACAGCAUUACAUUCUAGGAGAUAAUAUCACCAUUAUUGCGCAUUUCUACAGCAAGCCACAAUAUUUAUCUAUAGUUUUGAGAAAAAAUGAGAAUAUCAAACUGGAAAACAGCUUUACAGUUUUUAAAAAAACAUUAAUUUUAGAAAUUUUUCAAGUAACCGUUAUGAUCAUUAGUUAUGAAAUUACAGUUAACGUUCCAGAAUUUAGGGAGGAAGACAUAGGCAAUUAUACAGUUAAUAUAACUAAUGAGUUUGGUAGCUGUUUAUGUGAAGUACAAAUACUGCUUGAAGACAUAACUAUUCAGACAUAUCCAACAGUCAACGUCCUUGAAGGCCAGAGUGUUAUAUUUAUUUGCCAAAGUAUUAGCAAAAAGACAACAAAUAACUUUUCAUGGACGAAGCACGGUGUCGUUGUAUCUAAUUCUUCAUCCAUCAUGUUACAAAAAGUAACACAAGGUGACAACGGAAACUACACCUGUCGUAUGAAUAACAAUCAAAAGUUUCUGACAAAGAAUGAAGUCUUGGUUGUCAGACAGUCAGUAUGUACACAUGGAUUUCUGGAAAUGAAAAGUGUCCUAAGUUUCGGAACAUUAGCAAUAUCAUUAGUAUUGCUGAUGACAUCUGUCAUAUGUAAUAUUUGCAUUCAUCGUUACUACAAAAAAAUAGCAAGAGUAUCGUUCGCAACUGACGGAAACAACAUUACAGAAGAAGGUAUGGAAAUGAUAGAAACAGAAAAUGCGUAUCAUACUAUCAACGAAGAACAGAUUCGACUUGACGAUACUGAAACUGAAAAUACAAAUGAAUUGAGUAGUUCUUUUCGUGAGAUUUCAAACGUGUCAGCUGCUACUUUUCCUGUGGUGGCAUCAGGUAGAACUGAACAACUGAUAGAAGAAGAAGAUUAUUUAAAUCCUUAUUGCACAAUGAUGCAAAGCACAAUUGAUGUGCACGAGUACAGAGUUUUUUGUCAUGGAGCUGAAUGUGAUGGUACGGAUGAUGUUUCAAAUCAGGCACUAGGACGACUGUACGAAAAUUUGAAAAUCUAAUUUUCGGACAUGUUCAUCCGUUGCAAAUUAUCGAAUUACCUUUUCAGUGAAAUUGUAUACAUUUUUAGUGUAUCGAGUUGGUUGUAAUUUGCAUUUUAAUUUUGAACUGCAUACUUCAAUGUAUAUU
Mytilus trossulus (common blue mussel) is the source of this 1847-nucleotide messenger RNA. RefSeq lists its product as uncharacterized. The record is from RefSeq and is a predicted model, not a curated record. Gene Ontology annotation, molecular function: virion binding. Gene Ontology annotation, biological process: clathrin-dependent endocytosis of virus by host cell. The transcript is spliced from 5 exons. Bases 95 to 1720 code for a protein of 541 amino acids. Lineage: Eukaryota; Metazoa; Mollusca; Bivalvia; Mytilida; Mytilidae. Gene Ontology annotation, cellular component: plasma membrane; early endosome; late endosome.